This is a messenger RNA of Ooceraea biroi (clonal raider ant), 1073 nucleotides long. It is a transcript of the gene Uch, whose product is annotated as Ubiquitin carboxyl-terminal hydrolase. NCBI's taxonomy places the organism in Eukaryota, Metazoa, Arthropoda, Insecta, Hymenoptera, Formicidae. Gene Ontology annotation, biological process: ubiquitin-dependent protein catabolic process; protein deubiquitination. The record is from RefSeq and is a predicted model, not a curated record. Gene Ontology annotation, molecular function: cysteine-type deubiquitinase activity. Gene Ontology annotation, cellular component: cytoplasm.
UCGAGAACGAGAAUGACUUGACGUUUUGUUUGUCAUGAAAACCGAACCGCACGUAUUUGAAUCGAGAGAGGCUCGCUGACAACAGACGUUUACCGGCUUUCCGCAAUUUGGUUUUGCUACUUCGCAAAUAUAUACACCGUAAUUCGACAUGGCUUGGGUGCCGUUAGAAUCGAAUCCAGAGGUUAUGACGAAGUUCCUCCACAAGUUGGGCGUUCCAAAGAAAUGGUCGAUCAUAGACGUGUACGGUUUAGACUCUGAUUUGUUAGCGAUUGUUCCUAGGCCCGUUCUUGCCGUUAUUUUGCUCUAUCCUAUCCCCACAAAGACCGAGAAGAUUGAGGAAGGUAAAAGCAGCAAGAGCGAUACUCCAGAUUCUGUUUAUCACAUGAAGCAGUCUAUUCCAAAUGCGUGCGGAACAAUCGCACUGAUCCAUGGCGUGGCUAAUAAUUUGGACACCUUACAACUGGAGGAUGGUUUUCUGAAAAAGUUCUUGGAUGAAACUAAGGAGCUCUCCUACAACGAACGUGGCGAACGCUUGGAAAAUGCGCAAGAGAUUAUUGACACUCACAUGGAAUCUGCCCACGAAGGACAGACUGAAGCACCAUCUGAGGAUAUGGAGGUGUACCAUCACUUCAUCGCGUUUGUACACAAGGAUGGUUACCUGUAUGAGUUAGAUGGUCGAAAAUUGACCCCGAUCAAUCACGGUUCAACCACACCGGAUACACUGCUGGACGAUGCCGCCCGCGUGUGCAAGGAAUACAUGGCGCGCGAUCCGAACGAAGUGCGUUUCACGGUGGUCGCGCUCGCUAGCAGCGAAUGAACUUCGACCCUGUCCACAAGGGCAACCGUUUUUAAUUGAUUCUUAACUUUCUUCUUAAAGUUCACGAGUUCUCGGGUAUAAUUUAUUUUCCUUACAUAAUUUAUCUAUUAUUUACUUACAUAUAAUUUAUGUGUUGUGUAUUUUACUUUUCGGCAAUCUCAUUUAAGUUUCCUUUCUUUUUUUAAUUAUAAUCUUGACAGCUUUUGAAGUGUAGCAUCGUCAAUGAAAGAUGUUUAUACACGCAGUUGUUCGUUGC